Metschnikowia bicuspidata var. bicuspidata NRRL YB-4993 is the source of this 1447-nucleotide messenger RNA. It is a transcript of the gene EGC1, whose product is annotated as glycoside hydrolase family 5 protein. Bases 1 to 1431 code for a protein of 476 amino acids. Lineage: Eukaryota; Fungi; Ascomycota; Pichiomycetes; Serinales; Metschnikowiaceae. Gene Ontology annotation, cellular component: cell surface; extracellular region. Gene Ontology annotation, biological process: glucan catabolic process. Gene Ontology annotation, molecular function: beta-glucosidase activity. The record is from RefSeq and is a predicted model, not a curated record. The transcript has a single exon.
AUGGGAUUUUUGAAAGUAGUAGGAACUAAGAUAGUGAACGCCAAUGAGGAGCCAGUUGUAUUGAAAGGUACAGCUACAGGAGGCCACCUCAACAUGGAGAAUUUCAUUACAGGAUAUCCAGGUCAUGAAACUGAGCACAAAUUGGUUUUGGAGCGCAAGAUGGGAACAGAGAAAUACAAGUUUUAUUUCGAUAAGUUCUACGAGUAUUUCUGGACCGAUAGCGAUGCCAAGUUCUUUGCAGAGGAGUUGAAGCUCAACUGCUUGAGGAUCCCUUUUAAUUACAGGCAUUUUCUUGACGACAGUGGCGACAUGUUUAAGAUUAACCCUAAGGGGUUUGAGCUCGUGGACCGCAUUGUGGACUCGUGUGCUCGUCAUGGAAUUUACACUAUUUUGGAUCUCCAUACUGCACCAGGAGGCCACAAUCAAGACUGGCACUCAGACUCGGGUAUCCAUAAGACCCUUUUUUGGGACUUCAAGGUUUUCCAAGACAUUGUGCUCAACUUGUGGGCUAAGCUCGCAAAGCACUACAAGGACAAUGAAUGGGUUGCCGGAUACAACCCAUUGAACGAGCCUGCUGUGGAGGACCACUCAAAGCUCGUGUCUUAUUAUGAGAAGCUCGAGAAAACAAUCAGAGCAGUUGACGCCAACCACAUUCUUUUUUUGGAUGGCAAUACAUACGCUGCUGAUUUCAGGCAAUUUCCCGUUCCCACUUGGCCUAACACGGUGUACUCGAUUCACGACUACACGGUCUUUGGAUUUCCAGGAGCAGACCCAAUGUACGAGGGCAAGCCUGAGCAGCUAGCAAAAUUGAGGUCUUCGUAUGAGAGAAAGAUCGAGUACAUGAAGAAGCAUCAUGUGCCCGUGUGGAACGGCGAGUUUGGACCAGUCUAUGCCUCGCACUUCCGUGGAGACGCAGACCCAGACUCCAUCAACAAAUCCAGAUACCGUGUAUUGAGAGACCAGUUGGGGAUCUACAAACAGGGCGACCCCUCGGGAGACAACACUCCGAUUUCUUGGUCCAUCUGGCUCUGGAAGGACAUUGGGUACCAGGGAAUGUUGCACGUGGCACCAGAAUCCAAAUUCUACCAGAUUUUUGGGGACUGGUUGCACAAAAAAAGGGCUUUGGGUUUGGAUAGAUGGGGCAACGACAUCGACCCACAAAACGGAGAACUCUACGACGGCUUGUUGGGACACUUCAAAACGAACGUCCCAGAGAAAUACCACAAAGCCUUGUACCCCAACACCUGGACAAUGAAAGACUACAUUGCCCGUGUUGCAAGAGAUAUGUUGUUUUCGCAGUAUGCGCAAGAGGAGUACGCUGAUUUGUAUGCGGAGCUCACGUUUGACGACUUGGACGAGUUGGCGGCAUGUUUCAAGUUUGAGAACUGCGUCAAGCGCAAGGAGCUCAACGACAUCUUGACCGACUACUAAGUAUUUACCUAAAGAG